AAAAAUCUUUAUGAGGAUACCAUCUCUAGUUAUAUCAUUUAUUACUAUUAUAAGCUAAUCUUUCAAAUCUUAACAACUUCAAGUAAAUAUAUAUAUUUGCAGUUAUCACAUGAUAAAGAUUGGUUGCCAUAACUAUAUCAAGCCAAUUAAUAGAUUCACUAUAUUUAUUCAAACUCCAUUAAAUAAUGUUCAACUAAAGACAAUCAAUACAAAACAAAUAUACCAUGAAACUUAUUAAAUAUUUCAAAAUUCAAAAUCUUGAAAUUUUACGGUAUGUUUUUUCUAAAAAAAUAUUGUACUUUAGUCAAACUUACACAGUUAAUCCAUGUUUACUCCCACUCUCUUCACCUCUCUGUUACCUAGGGAAUAUUUUUUACCACUUUAUGAGUUGUUUUUUUAUAACCAUUUUUUUUGUUCUCAUUCUCUAAAUACACCCCACCCCCUUGGCCUUUGUUAGUAAAAAAUAGAGUUGGAGGUUAAAAAAUACAGUAUCAAAUUGUCCUUUGUAUACAUAUAUAUUAUAUAUAAACUGAUAAAGAUAGAGAUACCCUAUUUUUCUCAGUUCUGCACAUCCAAAGAUAGACAAAUAGUGGGCCAUUUAUAAUAAUAAAGUGAAUCCAAAAACACCACUACAAAAACCAACACCCCUUUUUUCAGAAAAAAAGUAACAAAUUUCAAGAAGAAAUAGUACUAGUACUAGUACUAGUAGUAGCAUCUCAACCCUUCAAAAUCCCUUACUGAAAUCUUAAGCAAAAAAAAAAACAAAAACUUCAAGGUGCAAUCUUUUUCCUCUCAAAAUCUACAAAACAGCAAAAAACAACCAUGGUAUAAUAUUUCAAGAAUCUCCAAAAAAUGGUAAUGGGGUUGUCCAAGAAACCAUUUUUAUUCAUUUUCUUGGCCAUUCUAGCUAUUUUCAAGGAUCUCCCAAAAAUGGGGUUGUCCAAGAAACCAUUUUUUUGCAUUUUCUCUGUUUAUUUAGUCAUUCUAGCCAUUUUCCAGAAUGUAGCACCAGCUGAAUCUGCAUCUGGAAACACUAAUUUAGUGUACAAAGGUUGUGCAAAACAGGCAUUAUCAGAUCCAUCUGGUGUUUACUCACAAGCCCUUUCAACCCUUUUUGGCACUCUUGUUUCACAAUCUUCAAAAUCCAAGUUUUACAAAACUACAACUGGUACUGGCCAAACUACAAUAACUGGUCUUUUUCAGUGUAGAGGUGACCUCUCUAAUAUUGAUUGUUAUAACUGUGUAAAUGGUUUGCCAAUACUGAUUGACAAGCUCUGUGGCACCCCUGUUGCUGCAAGAAUCCAGCUUUUAGGCUGUUACAUGCUCUAUGAAGUCUCUGGUUUCCCACAAAUCUCAGGAAUGGAGAUGUUGUACAAGACUUGUAGUGGGAAAAAUGCACCAGGGAGUGGAUUUGAGGAGAAGAGGGAUACUGCUUUUUCCACAUUGGAAAAUGGCAUGGCUAGUGCUAAUAAUGGAUUUUACACUUCAAAUUAUGAGUCUGUUUUUGUUUUGGGACAAUGUGAAGGGGAUGUAGGCUCUUCUGAUUGUGGUGAGUGUGUGAAAAGUGCUGUCCAAAGAGCUCAGGUUGAAUGUGGUAGCUCAAUUUCUGGCCAAAUUUUUCUUCAUAAGUGCUUUGUCAGUUAUAAUUAUUAUCCAAAUGGGGCUCCCACAAAAUCAUCAUCAUCAUCAUCAUCAUCUUCUUCAUACUGGUCUCCAUCUCCUUCAGCAGGGACAGGCCAAAACACAGGGAAGACAGUGGCUAUAAUACUAGGAGGAGCAGCAGGAGUUGGUUUUCUAGUCAUUUGCAUGCUCUUUGCAAGGAACCAAAUGAAGAAACAUGAUGAUUAUUGAAGGGAUCAGCUGUGUAUUAUUAUUAUUAUUAUAAAAGGCUGGCAAAAGCUUUUUGUAAGGUGGAUUCUUUCCUUGUUAAGAUUUUCUUCCUAGAAGAAAAAAGAAGAAGGAAAAUUUAUUUUCUUGGAAAUUCCUGAAAAAAGUGAGGGAGUUUGUGAGCUGUAAUUCUUGGAAUUAUUAGGUAAAAAGAGAAAAACAAAAAUACUAUUUUGGGGACAUAAAUUUUUGGAGAAAUGAUGUAACAAUACAUGUUUUUUGUCAACUAAGAAAAUUGGAAAGAGCAUUAUAAUGUUUCUUGGCAUUUUUCUCCUAUGGCCAUGUGCAUGUUGUCUCUUUUCUCUUUGUCUCUGAAUAAUUGUUUCUCCCUUUUUUUCUUCUUCUAAAGUUUUUUACUUUUUAGAAAGUUCUCUCAGUGAGUGCAUUUCCACUUGUAUAAUAUAUACAAUAACAUACUCAGUGUGAUCUUAUAAAAGAGGUCAGGGUAGGGUAGAUGCAUGCAUGCCUUAACCUAUCUCAUAAAAAGGUUAUUCUCGAUAGAUGCUCUCACUUGUAUAAUAUAUGAAUUGAAAAAUAAUUUAUGUUACUUGGUUCAAUAUCCAAGAACAACAUUGUCAUUUGGUGGGCUUCCCUACAAGUUUAUGAAUGUAUAUACAAUAUGCCAUCGCCCCCGAGGCCUAGCUCAAGUGACAAAAGGUGGAGGAUUUGUGGCUUAGGUCGCAGGUUCAAGUCCUCACCAUGCAAAACGAAGCCCAGUAUUUAAGUGGAGAAGGGUAGAGGGGUGGACCCAUUAUCCACCGAGUUUAGAAGGCUGUGAUUGGUCCAAAGGGAAGGUCAUUGACGGAUUUCUCGGUUAUCAAAAAAAAAAAAAUAUGUCAUGCAUAUACAUUUUGAUUAUGAUACCAACAUGAGUUGUGCGCAGUGUAGUGGUGGAACUGCUUCACCCUUAAUCAAAUAUCUCGAGUUCGAGCCUUGAGUAAGAAGAAAAUCAAUGUGGAAUGCCACUCGUGUAACUUAUAUUUUCCUAUUUCUACGAGGAAAGUCAUUUUAUUCAUUUUUAAAGAACUUAUUUUCCAAAGUUUUGAUCAAUCAAAGCAUAUUCUGGAAAAUAUUUUCCUCCGUAUCGAACACACUCUUGAUGUCACUCCCUUUCAAUAUAAGAAUCUUCUUUUUCCCUAAACUGAGCUAUCCUUUUCUUGUUUAUGACUCAUUCAUGUACCUCCCACUCACAUUAUGUGUAUAUAAUAAUAGUACUAUGUAUAUUUCUAAAUUAAUACUCACGUUAAGCACCAUACAAUAGUUCUGAAAGUCUCCUAGUGAUCUAGGGAAUUUAACUAAAAGACUUGUGCUCAGCCACAAGCCAGAAAAUUUUACUUGCUAUCGCCUGCCAGCAUAUUCAUCGCG
This is a messenger RNA of Solanum tuberosum (potato), 3252 nucleotides long. Its product is annotated as cysteine-rich repeat secretory protein 3-like. NCBI's taxonomy places the organism in Eukaryota, Viridiplantae, Streptophyta, Magnoliopsida, Solanales, Solanaceae. The transcript has 3 exons. The record is from RefSeq and is a predicted model, not a curated record. Gene Ontology annotation, biological process: transport of virus in multicellular host; plasmodesmata-mediated intercellular transport. Gene Ontology annotation, cellular component: plasmodesma. The coding region runs from base 853 to 1851 and encodes 332 amino acids.